ACGACGUCACCUAUAUCUCAUUUGCAUAUUCAUUAUUGUGCUCGCCAUAUUGGUAGCACUGAGAUAGGGCUGAAAGCCAUUUAUAAUCUGUAAAUAUCUUAGCCAUCGGUUUAUGUGUAAUUGAUUUUCAAGUCUCAUUUUGUUGGACAUUUUUUUACCCACGAGAACGGGCCUGCAUACUUGCGGUUCGUUCAGAGGGUCUAUGAUAAAACCUUCAAUGUUUGUGCUCCGGCAAAAUGUCCACCAUUUCGGGGAUUGGCAGUAAAGGGGAGAAGAAUAAAAGUAAAUACAAGGGCAUUGACAUCAACACUCUAUAUAAGGGGAAAAGUGUCGAGACUCAGAAGUCAACUGUUCCUCGACAACAUGGUCUUCAAAGCUUGGGCAAAGUGUCCAGCUUGCGGCGCAUGCCGCCCCCGGCAAACCUACCUAGCUUAAAGAGUGAGAACAGCGGAAACGACCCCAGUAUCAGCCUUGUCCCGAGUGGGGGUUCGGGAUGGGUGUCGAAGGAAGAGAAGAAAGAGGGCAGUGGAAGUGGUGCUCAGCCGCCAUUGUCGCAGCCGCUGCAGGCCACGCCCACGCAGCAGCAGCAAGUUCCAGCACAGCAAGUUGCUACCAAGACCAACAUCCCAUCUGGGGGGCCAAGCAGUUCGGGUGUACGGUCAUGGAGCAAUGUGACUGGGGGUAUUCAACAAGGGGGAUUAGUAAGUCAUCAGUCACCAUUAUUUCAAGAGGAAUUUCCAAGUUUAGCACAAGAAGAAAAAAACAAAGAAACAGUACAACCUAUCAGAAAAGAAGAAGAUUUGAAGGAUACUCAAUAUGGACCAGGGCCAAGCUUGCGACCACAGAAUGUUGCAAGCUGGCGCGAGGGCGGCGGGCGUGCAGUGCCACAACCCAAACCAGAAGAGACCAUUCAGAAUACACCAAAUUCAAGUCUGACAGAAACACAGUCCAAUGGCCCCCAGAUGUCCGGUGGAAAUGGCAGUGGGGCUGGGGCUGAUAUGCCUUCACAGGCAUUGCCACCCAGACCUGCUUCAGGUCUUGGACCUCCACAUGGAACCAUGCCUAUGGGUCCUCCAAUGGGAAUGCCUCCCCCACAAUAUAGAGGCAUUAUGUCAGCAUAUAUGUAUGGUAGAAUGCCACCAGGAACAUAUCCUGCAAACUAUCCUGGAUUCCCUCGACCUCCAUAUCCACAUGAUCCAAGGUUCAGGGGCCCACCACCCUCAGUUUCUCAUGGUAGGCAUUUGGGAGAAAAUGAAGAAGGACAAAAACGACCAGCUAUCGUAUCUGACAAAGCACUUAAAGACUUUGAAGACAUUCUCAAAUCUGAAUCAAAUGACGGGGGGUGGGCUGGACCCCAAGGAGAAAUAGAUUACAGUGAGAAACUGGUCUUCAGUGAUGAAGAUGAUGACUCUCAAAGUCCAAGAGAUAGAUCCUUAAUGGAUGGAAAGCACAGACAAAAGAAAGAAUUGGAAAUGCACCAGAGGGACAUGGACUCCGAUAAGGAUAGGAAAGAUGACUCUGAUAAGAAUGAUCUUGGUCCAUCAAUGGUUCGUGAGGCUUGGCCCCAUGGGCCCCCACCACCUCAUUACAGAGGACCACCUAGACCGCCACACCCUGGAAUGGAUGCACGAGGAUGGCCACCUCAUAUGCAUCCAUAUGACUUUUUAGGUCCUAGGGGUGGUCCACCCUAUGGUUUCCGAAUGCCACCCCCACAAAUGCGUCCAUAUGGCCCACCGCCACCACCUCCUGUAUCAAGUCCUAGUACUAUGCCACCACGAAAAGCAGGUGAUGAUGAUGAUGAGCUGUGGAGAAGUAGAAGAAGAGCUAAUGAGGGAGAAAUCAACACAGCUGUUGAAAGAGCAAGGCUUAGAAGAGAAGAAAAUGAAAAAAAGAAAGAAACUGAGCAGAGGGCAGCUGCUGCUGAAAAGCUGAGGCAGCUAGAUGCCAGAACCAAGAAAAAGGAUGAUGGUAAAGAAAGUGAAAAUGAAGGCAGAGACAGUCGAACUGCUAGCGAGUCAAGUGAUAAGGACCCACGAGAGUCUCGUUUCAGAGAUAGGCCUGCCAAUAUUACUCCUCCUGCUCAGAAUGAACAGACUUCCAGUUCAAAAAAUUAUGGACGAACUGUCCCACCAAGAUUUCAAAAACAACAAGAUCCUGCUCUGGCACAGAAUCAACGGCAGCAGCAGCCUCCAAGUCCAGGUAGUGGGGGAUCAAGUGGACAUCCUUCAGGACCACCUAUGACUCAGGUUUUCAGAUCUGGUCAAGGACCACCUCCUCACUGGGGUUAUGAUCCAAGAUGGCCUGGAAUGCCAUUCAUGGAUCCAAGAUAUGGACCUCGCCCACCACUAGACAUGCAAGGAAUGCCUAUUUAUGGGCCACCACUAGCACGACGACGUAAUGACAGUCAUGGUUCUGGCAAUGAAGGACAAGAUUGUGACACAAGACAUGCAGAACAGUAUGAUAGGCCAGAUCCACGAGAUCCAAGGACUGCAUGGCUAGACAGAUACCCUUCAGCUCAUCAAGCCCAUUUUGAAGAGAUGAGACGCCACCCAUAUUAUGAUCAAAGAAUGUACUCCUUUGAAUAUGACAGAAGGGACUUUGACCGCCAGCACAGAGAUGAAGAAAGUCAUCAAUCUGAGGGCAGUGAUGCAUCAAAAGAUGAGCCACGGCCAACGUUACUGCAAAGAGAUUCAUUUGAAGAGCGUAACAAACCCUCUGAUAAAGAUGAGAAAUCUAUCAAACCAGAAUGGGAUUCAAGCCGAUCCUAUCCAAAGGAAUUAAACAAACAAGAUGGGGGUGAUCAGUAUGAUGAAGAUGAUUUUGACAAAACUGAUAAAGAUUGUUUGCUUGAACGAGAGGAACCAGAAGAGAAUUAUACUCGUGGCUAUAGGCAGUCUAGACCAACACCUAAAUUUAGAGCAUAUUCUUCUGAGGAAUUAAAGCAAAGAGAAGCAUCACAACGACAUGAACCACCAUUACCUAUACCCUCUGACCAAAAUAAACAAGGAGUUCCUGCCAAAAGUACACUUACAUCACUUAAGCGCAGUGCAUCAAAUAUGUCAAGCAGCUCUGCUGCAUCAUCAGAUAAGGACAGAGAAAGAAAGAGUGAUUCACCAAAAGAAAGUCUUGUGUUUGAAAGAACUCAAGUUAACAGAGAAAAAGUUAAGGAUACAACUAAGGAAUCUAAAUCUCAGAGUAAGGAAAAUAAACCACCUGAUCAACCUCGACCCAAUGCCUGGGAAAUAAAAGAGCAAGACAGAAAAGCUAAAGAACAAGAGAAGACAGAAGAACCUUCAUUUUCUAAAGAAGUGGUAGAUGACAGGGUUAAGGAGUACGAAGAUAGAGUUGAUAGUCCAUUUAAUAACAGACCACCCUUGAAGAAAAAACGCGAGGAUGAUCAAGAGCGCGACAGACGAGAUAGACACCCCGAUGAUAGAGAUAGGAGAGACAGGGCUGACAGGGAUCAUGAUCGCUACAGCGACAAGGCUGAUAGACCUAGAAAUACACCUAGUAGAGGUCGAGAGUUUGUUAGAGGAAGAGGAAUGUCUUCUCGUGGAAGAGGAAGAAGUUCUGUUCGUGGGGGAUAUGGUACUCGUGGGCGUGGCAGAGACUACUACUCAGGCAGUUAUGAAAGAAAUCCUGGUCAAGGAUCCCGGCGUUCAGAUCGGCAGUCAUUGAUGAAAUCAUUUCAUAAAUCUGAUGAUAGUGAGGGAAAUGAUAGGGAAGAGUAUGGGAAAAAUUCUCAUCGUAAGCUUGGACCUGGGGAUGAUUUAAGUGAUGUUUCUGCCGAUGAAGGUAGCACUUAUGACAAUAGUCUACAUGAUCGAAUAGAAAAAGACAAAGAGAAUGGUAAAGAUCUAGAUCGGAGAGAUUCAAAAGACAGUCGUCAACAGUCCCAGAGAAAUUCAGAAGAUUCACGCCAGGAUAAUAGACAAAUAGGGCAAAGAAAUUCUGAAGAUUGUCGUUUGCAUGGGCGAGGUUCUGAAGAAACUCAUCAGGCUCAAAAAGGGAAUGAAGAUGUUAGGCAGCAAGGCCAAAGGGUUUCAGAAGACAAUCGUCAACAGGGUCAGAGGGACAAUCAGCAGGGACAAAGAGCAGAAUCUGCUAGAGAGGUCAAACAAAGGGAUAACCGUGACCAGAAAAAUCCUUGGCAUCAGGAGUCUAAGGCACAAGGCCCACCACAACCAACUAAUGUUUGGAAUAAACCUCAACCUCUGCUUCCUGAUCCUCCAAAAUCUGAUUGGUCUACAGAUCCUAGUCUUAAAGAGAAAGAUGAGAAGUCAUUAAAGCUUGAAUCCUGGCAGCGGCAAGACUCGCGCGAAUCAGGCCAAGAGAAAAAUGGGGAUAACCACAUUUCUGGUCAGUCUGAUGGUCGGGAAAAGCAGCGUCAUGAUGGUUCGAACAGACGUGAUGAUAGAGAUAGACGUAGACAGGAUAAUCGUGAUGGUGGAGGCAGGCGUGGUGAUAGAACACGGGGAGAGGAUGGAUUGCGUGGUGAUGGAAUUGAUGGUGAACACAAAGAGAAAAAUGACAGGCGAGAUAGAGACCGUGAUAGAGAUGGCAGAUACAGAGAAAAAAGGGUUGAUCGUGAAUAUAUGGACAGUCGACAAGAUGAACAAAAUGGUGUUUUUGUUCCAAGAGGAGAACCGUCUAGACGAGGAAGAGGAGGUUCCCGCGGUGGUCGAGGCAAUCGGUUCACUUCCGCUCCAAGUCGAGGGAAUGGGCAAGGCUAUGGUGGUAGAGGAGCUAAUGGGGAUCAAAAUAUAAAUGGACCUAAUGGACGUCAAGGCGCCAGAUCUCAAAAUGUAGACAGGAGUGGUGAGGGGAGAGAUACUCGAAUGGAUGGAGGGAACUAUAGAGAUGGGCGCAGACAAGAUAGUCGGAACCCACCUCCACCUAGAUUUAGAAGAGGUGGUGGAAUGGCUGAAGGUAGAGGUAGAGGAUCAGAAAGAGGAAGUGGUGGAAGGGGUAGAUCAUCAAGAGGAAGGGGUGCCAGUGCACCAGCUAACCUUGCAACCAAGAAGCCUGUACUAACCAAGCAAGCAUCUAAUGAAGGAGAGGAAUGGGAAACAGCAUCUGAAAGCAGUGAGCCAAAAAACGAUUUGCGAGAGUCCCGGGAAAACAAGAAAGAGAUCUCUACCACUAAGAAGAGCAUCUCUAACCAGCGGCCGUUCAGUGACCGGCAAAAUAACCGGCGCAUGAACAACCAGGACUCUCGCAAUAGUGUUGAGCGCCGCAAUCCCCAAAAUAAAGACAACAAACAGAACCAAAAAAACGGGGCAGUGCCGCCGACAAAAUCGGCGGCAAAUGGGACAACCCCUAAAAGUAAACAAGGUUUGUCAAACACAAUGAACCAUAAAGAAAAUGUUGUGUUCAGAGUGGAUGGAGUAACACCAACUGACCCAAAUGCUAUCAACAACGCUAUCAACAACAUGCAUGCUAAGAAACACAUUGGUAAAAAAGCUGAAAUUAAUGAUGUCUCAAAAACAUUAAGGGCUGAGAAAGACAAAAAGGAUGCGUUAGCAAACAUUGACAUUAAUAACAUUGCAGGUGUGGUUGUUGUGGAUGACCUACAAGAGGUUACUACUGAUGACCCUAAUUUCUUAUUUGAAAGCAAUGAUGGAUUCCAGGAAGUUACUUCUAAGAGGACUCUCAAAAUAAAACAAAAAUUAAUAGAAGCUGAGCAGAAAAAAUCUGAAAAAGAAGCUAUGAAGAAAAAGGAUCAUCAAAAUAAGGUUGUUGCACGCCCCAAGGGUCUAAGUCCUAAAACUGGCAGGGCCACUAUUAAAGGUAGUAAACUGCCUCCACGCCUUGCAAAGCAGAAAGAGCAGAGAGAAAAAGAAAAAGAAAUGACCAAAAAUGUCAUGCCUAAAAUAGAACUCUGGGAUAAUGAACUAGCUAACAACAUCCCUUCUCUUAUGGCUGGCAUAGAUUUAAGCCCUGCUGGUGGAUCCAACUCUCUAGCCAUUGCAUCUUCUAGUAACACAACUCUAGAUGAUAAUGGAGAUAUAGCACUUCCUGUGAGCAGUAGCAUAAUAGUAACAAACAAGAACAAUUUAGGAUCUAUGAUGGCAUCUAUAUCCUCUUUGACACCAGCACCAGCACCUGCCAUUAGUGCUUGGUCAAAGCCAAUAAACUUUUCAGCAUCUGUGGGGUCCGUAGGCUCACAGAACCAGCAAGUGUCCACAGCUCAUUCUGUUUCGGUGCAACAUGCGGUUAUUCCUGCAGAUCCGAAAUUGGACAAAGGCGAUCAACAUGACAGUGGGAUAGAUGUAAGUGACCAGCCAAACUCUGCAGCAUCUUCUACUCGGAGUUCUCCCAGCGCUGAUAACAAGCUCAUCACCUCCUCUACCGUCCCACAUUCUCAGAGCGUUGAUCCCUCCACAGCCCCAGUGCUCAAGAAAAAUGACAUGGAUGUUCCAAGAGUCAUUGAGCUACCAAAAAGUCAAAGACAACCUAAGGCAAUGAAACCUGAAAAAACUGUUAAGGCUGAAGCCAGCAUUAAGGUGAUUAAAACCGAAACUGCUCAAAAUCAGAAAGAUCUUUCAAGCUCCAAACCUGAACCUAUUCAGAUGCCACCUAGUUUUAAAGAUCCUAUUUUUGGGAAGAGUGACGAUUCUAGUCUUCAACUUGAUUUCCAUUAUGAUGAGAAUCUUGCCAGUGGUUUAGUUAGUUUACCUGAGAAGUCUAACCCUGCUGAAAAGGAAGCAUCCCAUAAAGAUAAAAUUAAUCUGUCAGCUCCUGUUUCUAGCAAUCAGACUAUAUUAUCACCAACUUCACCUGCCACUGAAGAUUUGAGUUCAAAAAUAGCAUCUGUGAAGAAUUUUUGGGAUUCACCUUAUGAACACAAAGCUAGCCUGGCUUCAAGUAAUGCAACUGUGUCCACUGAUAGCAUACUGACAAACAUUGGAGGAAGUAAUACUAAUACUAACAAUGUCAAUAAUGCUGCAACUUCAAGUAAUUCAGUUUUCUCUAACUUUGGACAUGAAGUAGGAAGUAACAGUGGUGUUAGUGUCAGUGUAAUUACAAGUGAUUCUCAGCCUCCAUCUCUACUUGAAGAUAAUGUGAAUGUUGGCACAUCAAAUGCUGUGGUCACUGUGACAUCAGCACCUCGUCAUUCUCCUGUUGUUAUUCAACAUCUUCACUCACCACAUCCUUCUGAAUCUGUGAUGAAAAAUGAUGACAUAACACAACCUGGCAUGAUUAUAAGCCAUGAAAAAAGUGUUAAUAUUGAACCUACAAACGUUUGCAAGGUGCGUCCUCAGCAGCUUCAGAUGGGCUUAGGAAAUGAUCCCAUGCAGAUGUCGGUCCUUUCCUCCAGUAUCACAGCUGCAAUCCCAACUGUUGCUAGUCCUCCAAUGCUUCUGACAGGUUAUCCAACUUUUCAACUGAGUUCCCAGUUUGUUGCCCCUGAACAAAGGUACCAUCAACCAAGCUUUGGCUUCAGCUUGUCUCAAGCACAGCCUGCAGCAUCAUUAGGGCCACAACCUCAAGCUCCUGGCCCUAUGGGUAGUCAGCAACAAUACAACCAACCAAAUUUGUAUGUGCCAUCUACCCCAACACAGCCUGAAUUUUUGCCUCCUUCACAGCUCAGUUAUACACGGAAUCAUGGCUUUGGCCAGGGAGCAGCCACUGCUCCACCACCACCUUCACAGCAAAGCACUAUAAUGGUGUCUUCGUCCACAUCAGCUUUGAUGUCUACCAACAUCAAAGCUGCUAGUGCUUCUCAUGCACCAUCAUCUUCUUCACUUUUUGGUGGAGAUUUUCAGUAUGCUGAACCUUUAGGUAAAGCAAUGAAUCAAAGCCAAAUUUCAUACGGAGCUAAUCUGGGUAGUUCAUCUCUGACAGGAGGUCCUUCCCAGCCUCUUUUUUUCUAUGAUCCAAAUCCAUCAUUGGGACAGCUGUUUCAACCAAGCCAAAAUUUGAGUAAUUCUCAGUUGAUUGGAUCACAAAUAGUUCAGGCGAGGACACAAGUGCAACCAGCAUCUUCAUAUUUUCAACAAGCUCCAGCUGCCAGCUUUUAUCCAACACAACAACCUAGCUCAGCUAUUCAAGUUGGGGGACCAAUACAGCAGCCUGCAGCAGCCCACCAGUUUUCAAUGCAAGCAUUUGGUACACAACAUAGCCUAGGUCUUGCUUUACAACCAUCAUCUUUAGACCAGGGCCCAGUUGGACCAGCUGCUUUGAAUCUUCAUCAGUCUCUGAGUCAUGGAAUAUCUCAGCAGGCUCAACAACAUCCUUUAAGUGGGAACAAUAAAGGAUCUCCUUUUGGAAGCAUAAUUGCUGCACACCCAGGUCAGCAGCCGACACAUCAACCAAUUAAUCAGUCAGGACACCUUGUUCAAUCUUCACAACAUAAUAUGUUGGGACACACACAGCAAGCUCAGCAGUUAAUUGUAUCAAGGGGUAAUCAAAUCAAAUCUCCUCCACACAGUACGCCUCAAAAUAACUACAUCAGUAGUGGAAUACCAAGUUUUUCACAAGGACAAUUAGUUCCUAACAAGCAGUUUAGUAAUAGUACACCCAGUAACACUGGUCAACCACAAAAUAUCAGUGGUCAUCAUAUUGUCAACUUAAGCAACUCUGCUAACGCAAGCAAUAUGAUUAUGUCUGGCAUGUCCUCUGGAAGUACUAACCAUAGCAGUAGCAGCAAAAGCACUACUUCUGGAAUUUCUGUCAGUUCUAUGGAUAUGGCUAGUAAUAGCUCUCGUAAUAGUGGACAAAAUUUGUCAAUGGGAAGCCUUUCCCAAUCUCAGGUUGGAAGUACAAAUUCUCGUAGUACAUCUACCACAAGGUUUCUAAAUCCCAAUGCUCCGAACUACACAGCAAGUAAUAAAUAUGGAGUGACUGUUAGUGGAUCAGGAAGUAGUACUUCAACACAAACGUUUGUACCUUCACAACAGCCACCUCCAGCACAACUAUCUAAUCCAGGUAAUAAUCAAGUGAGGUCCCAAAUGAUGAUUGGAAAUUUAGGACGACCCAAUGCUGCACAGGUGUCUGCUAACAACCGAGCAUCUUUCCCAAAUCCUAUUCAGCGACCUGGGGGACCUCCUGUCUCAGUUCCUGUACAGCAGUUUGGGAAUGCCAAUAAUAGUAACAAUGGACCACCAAAUAAAGGAGGCAAUCCUAUUCCUCCUGGUAAUAAUGCAAGUGGUCAGAAUCCUAUGAAUCUAAAUGCUAUGAACAUGGGAAGUAAUGUUCUUUUUAAUAGCAUAGUAAAUGCAGCAAAAACAUUGAUUAGCAUGCAAGGUGUCAGUAGUGCAGGAGGACCAAAUCCAUUUGGAAUGAAAGGCCCCACACAAGGUCCUGUAGCUGCCCCUUACAUGAAUUCAUCUAACAGGGAUGGGACUCAAAGAUCUACUGGAAAAGGACCUAGUACUCCACAAGGAUUGAAUCAAAAGAUUGGAAAUACAGGAAAUAACCCUACAGUUUCAUCCAAUAAUCCCACAAAAGCACCAGGCUCAUACCCUGAUAGCCUAAAAGCUCAACAGGCUAAGCAGCGACAAGAAGUUCUCACACAUGCUGCUAAUUUUCUAAAUAAUAAAUCAUCAGGCAACAAGGAUCCCACAAAGGUAAGCUCAGCAGCUGUACCCAGCACUACUAAACCAGAAGAAAAAAAGCCUGCUCUAGCUAUGGUAUCAAAUCCUAGUCUUGUGGGCACGAGUGUGAAAAUAAAUAUAAGUGCAAGCAGUAAUACCAGAGCUCCAGCCAUCCCAGUUACUGCUUCAGCCUCCGUGGCUUCUGCAAGUUCAUCUUCUAGUAAGAAAACCACAACAAAUAGUAAUCCUAACACAUCGAGUUCACCUCCAAAUGGAAAAUCUGCCAGUGGUGAAGAUGAAAACAAGUGAAUGAAAGCAGCAAAUAAAUGAAGCCAUUUUUAACAUCAUGGUUAACAUUGAAAAGUUUGCAUAAUUUAAUAGUAUAUUUCUUGGACAAAUUUAAAGCAUAGUUGUUUUUUAAAAGCCAUUCUAAUCUAAACAGGUAACUUAAACUUUGAAAAAUUGAUGAAAAAUUCAAGAAUACUGUUAGUUAAAUUUGUUGUGAACAGAAGCAAAUGAAAUAAACGAUAAUUUUGUUCCAUAAUUUGGACUGUCCAUUUAAAAUGAGUAAAAGCCGCAUUCAUGAGGAAUGUGAUGCAUGUAGCUUGCACUCACAUUAUUUUUUAUAAUUGCUAGUAGUUGUGGCAUCAUUCAUUGGGACUGGCAAACACAUAGCAUUGUUCAAAGCAAUUCUGUAAUUUUGCAUCUUUCAGAACAAACAAAUUUGUACUCAGCAUAUUGUGAUUGAAUGUGUUGUUUUAAGGUCUUAUAAAUAUCUCUACUGGACUUCUUGGUUCAUUUAAUUUUUUAAGAAAUUUGAAUUUUUUAAAAAGAAGUAUAGGAAUUCCAAAUUUUCUCUUAGCUUUAGAUGCCCUGUUUUGUUUUAAAAGAACACAGGCAGGAAGUUUACAUCUGAUAUGGGCCUAUAAUCUUGUGGUGCAUUUUUUUGUAAACUUAUGAAAUUUAAUUGCAACUGUUCAGAUUAACUUUUUCUUGUGUGCGAUAUUGAACAGAAGGAAUUUGUUUUGUGUAUUUUGUCAUUUGAUGUACAUAUUUUGUUUGUUCUGUAGAGAAAGAAAAUGGACAGUCUUAACUUCCUUAGUGGUUGCAACAAUCACAUUGAGAUAAACCCUAACAUGUUAUUCAUUUUUAUGAUUACAAGGUUAAUGCUCCUUAAUUUUGGUGCAAAGCCUAAAAUACCCAUACUGAGACUUAACAAACCAACAUGAUGCUAUAUAUCUAGUCCUUCACUAGUAUCAGGUUGAUACUGAAUGGUAGAUCAUAUAUGCUUAGACUUGAUACCAUAGAAAUGGUUUUCAACCCAUUCUUAGAGACAAGCCAUCAAAUGACCCAUUUGAUUGAUAUACAGCUAGAACAUCUGAUUUCUGCCAGAUGUGUGCUAAAAUACAAAUACAUAUAUUGAAGUACAUUUGAAAUUCCUCUUGUAAUAUGUUGGGUAAUACUGACCCAUUAAAAAUGUAGGGUAAGACAUUCCCCCAUGUCAAUCCCUGCAACACUUGAGUAAGGACUACACCCUUGUGCCCCCAAGGUUUGUAGUUAAAAGGCUUUGGUGAUUGCACCAACUUGUGUAUCCCCCACAUAAGAUGCAUCACUUGGCUUCACCUGCCUUUUUUUUUUUAACUUUUUUUUUAUAAAAAACCUUAUUUAUUUACUUUUUUGUACUAGUGUAUGUGUGUACGUCUGUGUGUAAUGUUCUUUUCUGUGUGUAGAAUUGUUGUACUUGACAAACAUCACUCAAGGACAACCUUUAGUAACAAAAACACUUUUUAUUUUCUUAAUAACAGAAUUGUAAUAUUUAAGUGCUUGGGUUGAGAGAAAUUGUGUAGCCUGGAAGAAACUUCAUUUCUGUUGUCCUGUCUGUUGUAAUAACUGUCAAUUGUUACAUUUAUUCUCACAUGGAAAGUUAUGUACAGUUGUUUGCCUGCAAUCUGUGGUGAACAGAAGCGAUGUGCUCCAAUUUGAAGUGUGUAUGAAUGAUAAGUUGUUACAAUAAAGUCAGUCUGCUAUUUCUCUCAUCCCUUGUCCUUUUUGGUGAUUUUGGUUGCUAGCUCUCAGUGCUAAUUUGAACUACCUUUUUCUAUUGAGUAAAAAAAGGGAAUUCUUCAUUGUACCUGAGACUUAUUUGUGUAUUGUGUUUGCUGCUCUAAUGAUCAUUCAAGCAGCAAUGCAUUAAAAUUUAUUCAACAUUU
This is a messenger RNA of Physella acuta, 11749 nucleotides long. Its product is annotated as protein PRRC2C. Gene Ontology annotation, biological process: cell differentiation. The record is from RefSeq and is a predicted model, not a curated record. NCBI's taxonomy places the organism in Eukaryota, Metazoa, Mollusca, Gastropoda, Physidae.